GACGCGGAGCAGCCCAUCGAAACUACAGUGUUUUAUUCUAAUUCCCGCUUUUAUUCUGAAGUUAUUGGGCGGAAGUUGAUCUUCCGACCUUUCACCGGUGUCUCUUUUUCUUCUUCGGCUGGAUUGAUGUCUGACAUCUGGAGGUCAGAGUUUGUCUGCAGGACGCUAUGAUGUCCCACGUCAGGAGCACGUUGUCUCUGGGAAGAAACCGCUCCGCCUCCUUCGCCACAUUCAGCGGCGAGACAGCGCUGGUGCUGCUGUCCCAGUCCAACGACGUGUUCCAGAACCUGGCUCUGGAGGACUGGAUCGAGGCUAACGUGGACCUGCGGCGCCGCGGCGUCCUGCUGCUGUGGAGGAACCGGCCGGCUGUGGUCAUUGGGCGCCACCAGAACCCGUGGGCUGAGUGUCACCUGCCAGCCAUGAGGGCAGCGGACGUGCCCUUGGCCCGGCGGCGGAGCGGCGGCGGUACCGUGUUCCACGACCUCGGGAACCUCAACCUGACCUUCUUCUCCUCCAAGACGGCAUACGACCGGAGGAGGAACCUGAAGGUCGUCACGGAGGCGCUGAGGCGGCUCCGGCCCGCGUUGGACGUCCGGGCCACUGACCGGUUCGACAUUCUACUCAACGGACACUUCAAGAUCUCAGGAAGUGCCGCCCGACUGAGCAGGAAGUCGUCGUACCACCACUGCACCCUGCUGCACUCUGCCGACCGCUCCGCCCUCGCCGAAAUGCUCCGUCCCUCUUGUCCCGGUAUCCAUAGCAACGCCACGCCCAGCGUGCCGUCGCCCGUCACCAACCUGCUGGACCACGCCCCCACACUACAGUGGGAGGAGCUGCUGGACGCCCUGGUGCACCAGUACAACGCAGAGUUCAGCUCCUCCUCCUCAUCCUCCUCCAUCACCGUGGACCCUGCGGACGAGGCAGCGUUCCCCGGCGUCGGUGCGUCGGCAGAGGAGCUGCACGGUUGGGAUUGGACGUUCGGCCGGACGCCGAAGUUCCGCGUGGAGACCGUCCUGCAGCUGACAGAUGAGCGCGUGGCGGCUCGCUGCUCUGCCCGGCUGCAGGUAGAGGUGAAGGGCGGCGUGGUGGAGAGCUGCCGGCUGGAUGUCCCCGACGACUGGCUGCCCGCGGCUGAGCGGCGAAGUGAGCGGCGUGCUGGUCGGCGGGAGGUUCUGCCGCCACCGGGCGCUGCCGCCAUCACCGAGCUGACGAGGUCAGAGAGUGGCGAACUGAGGAGCCGACUGAAGGACCUUGGGGACGCCGUACUGACGGUCAUGGGGUGAAAUGUAUUGAUCUGCUGGAGGAGGAGGAGGAGGAGGAGGAGGAGGAGCUAAUCAGCUCCAUCACCUUGUCAUUGUCUUUUUCAUCUUCCUCCUCCUCCUCUUCUUCCUCCUUCUCAAACGAGACGAUUACUUGAUCACAGAAAGCCGAUCAAUGUGCUGCUAGAGGCCCACGGAAAAAACAUUAUUCAAUAAAUGAAAAGAGUACAAUUAAUGUUGAUAAUAAAUGGAUUUUUACAGGUGUUUUUUUCCAUUUCAGCUGCUUAAAAGUUUGUGAAUUUCAUGGUUUUUCAUAUUUAAUAUAUUUUUAACAGUUUGUUAUUAUAAUGAAAAAAAUAAUGUAUUAGUACCGGAAGUGUUAUUUAGAACAUUAAAUAUCAGGUAAACAGAUACUUGUUUAAAUUGUGAAAUAUUCUAUGGACAUAAAUGUGGCCUUGAUUUCAACAAGAACCAUUUGGUCGAGUUUACUAUUAUAAUUUAUUCAGACAGUGAAUAAACGAACAGUUUAUUUGAUUAGAUCAGUAGAUUUCA
Pungitius pungitius (ninespine stickleback) is the source of this 1811-nucleotide messenger RNA. RefSeq names its product lipoyltransferase 1 (gene lipt1). Gene Ontology annotation, molecular function: lipoyltransferase activity. The record is from RefSeq and is a predicted model, not a curated record. Lineage: Eukaryota; Metazoa; Chordata; Actinopteri; Perciformes; Gasterosteidae. Gene Ontology annotation, biological process: protein lipoylation. Gene Ontology annotation, cellular component: mitochondrion; cytoplasm.